GUCCCAGCUUCACAUUCGCGUCUCUCUCUCCUCUCUCUCUCUCUCUUCCCCCUCUCUGCUAGGGUUUCAGAGCGCCGCUUUUCCUCUUUCCAAUCAGAGAGUGUGGUUUCGAAGGCGUUUUUCACUCAUCAACAUCAAGUUUCAGAUUCAAUAUGGCGAUGGAAGUCACUCAGGUGCUUCUAAAUGCACAAGCAGUUGAUGGAACUGUGCGGAAGCAUGCUGAAGAAAGUUUGAAACAGUUUCAGGAGCAAAACCUACCAGGUUUCCUACUAUCUCUAUCUGGAGAGCUUGCUAACAAUGAAAAGCCUGUAGAUAGUCGUAAAUUAGCAGGUUUGAUCCUGAAGAAUGCCUUGGAUGCCAAGGAGCAACAUAGGAAGUUUGAGCUUGUUCAAAGAUGGCUGUCACUGGAUGCGGCUGUGAAGACUCAGAUCAGGACUUGCUUGCUACAGACCCUCUCUUCUCCUGUGCCUGAUGCCCGGUCAACUGCAUCACAAGUCAUUGCAAAGGUAGCAGGCAUUGAGCUGCCACAGAAACAGUGGCCUGAGUUGAUAGGAUCACUUUUAUCAAACAUUCACCAGCUUCCAGUUCAUGUCAAGCAAGCCACUCUAGAAACUCUUGGGUAUUUGUGUGAAGAAGUUUCUCCAGAUGUUGUAGAUCAAGAUCACGUAAAUAAAAUACUGACAGCUGUGGUUCAAGGUAUGAAUGCAACUGAAAGGAACAAUGAUGUUAGGCUGGCUGCUACCCGAGCAUUGUAUAAUGCUCUUGGCUUUGCUCAAGCGAAUUUUACGAAUGAUAUGGAGCGUGACUACAUCAUGAGAGUUGUCUGUGAGGCGACUCUAUCCCCAGAAGUGAAGAUUCGGCAGGCAGCUUUUGAGUGUUUGGUCUCUAUCUCUUCAACAUACUACGAAAAAUUAGCUCCUUACAUCCAGGACAUUUUUAAUAUCACAGCAAAGGCUGUGAGAGAAGAUGAGGAGCCUGUCGCUCUUCAAGCUAUAGAAUUCUGGAGCUCAAUCUGUGAUGAGGAAAUAGAUAUAUUAGAAGAAUAUGGGGGUGAUUUCACCGGGGACUCUGAUGUUCCCUGCUUUUAUUUUAUCAAGCAAGCGCUUCCUGCACUUGUUCCUAUGCUGUUGGAGACACUUCUUAAGCAAGAGGAGGAUCAAGAUCAGGAUGAAGGGGCUUGGAAUCUUGCGAUGGCUGGUGGCACUUGCCUUGGUCUGGUUGCACGAACAGUAGGAGAUGAUAUUGUACCACUUGUUAUGCCAUUCAUUGAAGAAAACAUAACAAAACCUGAUUGGAGACAGAGGGAAGGAGCCACUUAUGCUUUUGGUUCCAUCUUGGAGGGUCCUUCGCCAGACAAGUUAACACCUAUUGUUAACGUUGCUCUAAACUUUAUGCUUACUGCCUUAACAAAGGACCCAAAUAACCAUGUGAAGGACACUACCGCUUGGACCCUUGGAAGAAUAUUCGAAUUCCUUCAUGGUUCUACUAUAGAGACACCCAUAAUUACCCAGACGAACUGCCAACAGAUUGUCACUGUUCUCCUUCAGAGCAUGAAGGAUGUUCCGAAUGUUGCUGAGAAGGCCUGUGGAGCGCUCUAUUUUCUUGCGCAGGGUUAUGAAGAUGUGGGCUCAUCAUCUCCCCUAACUCCUUAUUUCCAGGAAAUUGUUCAGUCCCUUCUUACGGUUACUCACAGGGAAGAUGCUGGGGAGUCGCGAUUAAGGACUGCUGCAUAUGAGACUCUGAAUGAAGUUGUGAGGUGCUCAACAGAUGAAACCGCUCCUAUGGUGUUGCAAUUAGUUCCUGUCAUAAUGACGGAGCUUCACCAGACUCUUGAGGCACAAAAGCUUUCUUCUGAUGAGAGAGAGAAACAAAAUGAAUUACAAGGCCUUCUUUGUGGGUGCUUACAGGUUAUUAUUCAAAAGCUAGGAGCAUCGGAACCAACCAAGUAUGUCUUCAUGCAGUAUGCAGAUCAGAUCAUGAAUCUCUUCCUCAGGGUUUUUGCUUGUAGAAAUGCCACUGUGCAUGAGGAGGCAAUGCUUGCCAUUGGAGCCCUUGCCUAUGCAACUGGCCCAGAUUUUGCAAAAUACAUGCCAGAGUUCUACAAGUAUUUGGAAAUGGGUCUUCAGAAUUUUGAGGAGUACCAAGUGUGUACUGUUACAGUUGGUGUUGUGGGGGAUAUAUGCAGGGCGUUGGAGGAUAAGAUUCUGCCGUACUGUGAUGGGAUUAUGACACAGCUUCUUAAAGAUUUGUCGAGCAACCAGUUGCACCGAUCUGUCAAACCUCCCAUCUUUUCAUGCUUUGGGGACAUAGCUCUGGCAAUAGGUGAGAAUUUCGAGAAGUACUUGAUGUAUUCCAUGCCCAUGCUCCAGAGUGCGGCAGAGUUGUCUGCCCACACAUCAGGUGCCGAUGAUGAACUCACUGAGUACAUCAAUCUUCUGAGAAACGGUAUCUUGGAGGCAUAUUCUGGGAUAUUUCAAGGCUUCAAGAAUUCUCCUAAGACCCAGCUCUUGAUUCCGUACGCACCUCACAUCCUCCAGUUCCUGGAUAGCAUAUACAUGAAAAAAGACAUGGAUGAUGUGGUGAUGAAAACUGCCAUUGGGCUACUUGGAGAUUUAGCAGAUACACUGGGAAGUAAUGCAGGUUCUUUGAUUCAGCAAUCUCUGUCAAGCAAAGACUUUUUAAAUGAAUGUUUGUCCUCAGAUGAUCAUUUGGUUAAGGAAUCUGCUGAAUGGGCCAAGUUGGCCAUUAGCCGUGCCAUUUCUGUUUGAGGCUGCUGCCACUUGGUAUAUAUUUUUCCUUUUAGAAGUCCCUGCAUGCAUAUGGGUGUGUCGAGUUGGGUUCGGGAUUGCAUACAUCGUGUCAGGUCAUCACCACCAUUGUCAGACAACAGAAGUGAUCUUCAAGUUGUCGCUAACUCUUGCAUCAGCACCACCAUGGGUCGGGGUUCUUUUCUUUUGCGACGGAGGAAGCGCGUAGUGACGGCUUCUCAGAAAUUGGUCAAAGCCUUGAAAAAAAGAAAUAAUAUCAUUGUUAAUGAUGGAGGACAGACAGGGUAGGGAGGGAGGGAGAUGCAAUUGUGAUAAAAUCCGAAUUAGGCUGCUGGGUAAUUGGUUCUCUGUCGGUCCUCUUGAUUGGAAUCAUCGUUACAAGAGUUACCCCAUGCCACCCUUGCGAUGCCAUCUUCUCCGACUGGGUUAAGGUGUUGGAAUGGAUUACUAUCAAGAGUUGGUUCAGAUGUCUUGACACUUCAAAACAACUUUAUUACGGUUAAUACGCGUAUUGCAUUGUUUCAAGUCAUCGUCGUCUUGUCGAUCAGAGUCAUGUUGCACAUCAUUUUGUUCAUUUGUAUACCCGUGGAUUUGGGGAUUACCCACAUUCUAUUUUCAGCAUUACAUCCUGCAUACUCAUAUUUCAUUUUCCCAGUUGUUAGCUUUUCCUAGGUGUCAUGAGUCACAUGUUCAAUACAUUGCAUUCACGAAAUCAUAAUAUCUGCCUUUUUAGCCUUUUCAUUUUCA
Cornus florida is the source of this 3515-nucleotide messenger RNA. Its product is annotated as importin subunit beta-1. NCBI's taxonomy places the organism in Eukaryota, Viridiplantae, Streptophyta, Magnoliopsida, Cornales, Cornaceae. The record is from RefSeq and is a predicted model, not a curated record. Gene Ontology annotation, molecular function: small GTPase binding; nuclear import signal receptor activity. The transcript is spliced from 3 exons. Bases 153 to 2768 code for a protein of 871 amino acids. Gene Ontology annotation, cellular component: nucleus; cytoplasm. Gene Ontology annotation, biological process: protein import into nucleus.